AUUGAUAUUUAUGAAUAUGUUGUUGAACUGAAAGCAGCAAAACCUACUAGGAUUUGUGCAAAGUGUAUAUUGAAAUUUACAAGCGUAGUGAUGAUGAGUGAAGUUAAAUUAAUUCAGGGAUUCCAGUGAUGGCAAAUAUUGGAACAAUUGAUGUAAGGGAUUUAAUACUUGUCUUUGAAAGACAGAUUAGCAAUAGUAAAUCAGAUGAAGAUUCUUCAUCUUUCGAAUUCCACGACAGUGGAUCAAACAAUUCGUUUUUUGAUGUCAGCCACCUUAAUGUUUCGGUAUCAAAACUGAAAGAUAUUUUCGAGAGCAAAUCCAAAGCGAGGAAUAAAGAAAACAUGAAUUCGAAAAAGCGAAGAAAUGACGGAAUGGCACCCCGUCGAAAAAAACCACAUUUGUCCACAAACACAAUAUUCGAUCGUCCCAUAGCAAACUCAACGUUGUUACUUGAUGUAAUUAGCAGUGUAGAGUUAUCAACCGAUGCCAUUAAUGAUGAUCUCAAGCCUCAGAGUAAAUCGUUCGAACAGAAAAAGUCGGCAAACUGUCCGGCGAAGAUUAGCGAGGAAAACAGUCCAAUAAAUAUUGAGUUAAUAGAAGAUGCGAACAGAAAAAACUCGAAACUUUACCAAGGAGAAUACAUAGAUUUAUCGGCCAAUAUCUUUCAUGAUGUGAGUAAACCUGAUGAUAUCAAGUUCCAAAAGCAGAAGUCACUGAAACGCCCCAUGAAAAUAAAUCAGCAAAAUGCUGCUCCGCAAAAUACUGACCGAAUUAAAAAUUUGAACGAAAGAAGGAAGGAGGAGCGUAAUCAAGAAAAAUUCAAAAAUAUAUCAAUCGACUCCAUUUGCGAUGUUAGAAAGCCGGAAAUUGUCAAACUUCAAAGAAACAAACCAAUAAAUCGACCGCUAAAAAUCAGGAAAAAAUACCUCGAAGUUGAUGCCAAAAGCAUUGACAUUAAAAAUGUGAUGAAAACAACCCAACCAAGAAACCAAGAACAACAUUCAGCGAACAUUCGAAAACCCCCCAGAAAAGCCAAAGAGAUUGAUAAAGAGUUAAGUAAAGACGGAAUUGGAUACAAGGAUAAGCAGUUCGAACAACUGCAUCAACAGCUACAUGAAGAUAAGGUUGAAAAUGUGGAUGAGCAAUUUGCUGCCCUUUCUCAGGAAUUAUGCACAGAUGAAAUUCAAUCUGCAGAAGAAGUUUUUCGCAUAAUUCUACAGGAAAACGGAGAAAGUUGAAAAGAAAACUAUGUUUUAAUUGGACUAAGCUCUGGUUUGGCGGGUUUUGAUGAUAUGCUAGUAUUAUUAGGUGGUUUUCAUUCCUUAUGCCAUUAUUCUUAUUUUUAAUAUUAUUUUUACGUUCUAUUUGUAUACAUUAUCUAACUAACUUUAAACUUGAUGUAUAUGCCAACCAAUUAAAUUUAUAUAUUUAC
Messenger RNA from Dendroctonus ponderosae (mountain pine beetle), 1432 nucleotides. RefSeq lists its product as uncharacterized. Lineage: Eukaryota; Metazoa; Arthropoda; Insecta; Coleoptera; Curculionidae. The coding region runs from base 129 to 1238 and encodes 369 amino acids. The record is from RefSeq and is a predicted model, not a curated record. The transcript is spliced from 10 exons.